This is a messenger RNA of Trametes versicolor FP-101664 SS1, 1701 nucleotides long. RefSeq lists its product as uncharacterized. Gene Ontology annotation, molecular function: potassium ion transmembrane transporter activity. Gene Ontology annotation, biological process: potassium ion transmembrane transport. The record is from RefSeq and is a predicted model, not a curated record. Gene Ontology annotation, cellular component: plasma membrane. The transcript is spliced from 8 exons. Bases 1 to 1701 code for a protein of 566 amino acids. Lineage: Eukaryota; Fungi; Basidiomycota; Agaricomycetes; Polyporales; Polyporaceae.
AUGUGCAAGACAGCAGAUUGGAAGCGUGAGGUCGUCCCCGACCACAAGUUCGACUUCGUCGACACGCGAGAAUUCAGAGACAACAGCUGUGGUGGACGCCUGAAGUACCUUUGGCUCUAUGUCGGCGUCCUCAUCUCCUUCCUCGUCUAUGUCUCCGACAUAUUCACGGCAGUGACCAUGCUCACAACAACAUCCUGGUCCAACGCGAUCUUCAACAGUUGUCCCGCCGACCAAUCUAACGGAUGUGUCUACAUCCCCUUCGACGUCGGCCGUUGGCUCUUCUUCGGCUGCGUCGUCUUCUCUUUCCUCCUGCUUGCGUACGAGGCAUACAAAGCCAAGAAGAUCAUUCAGAGCCGCGACAUUUCGUACGCAUUCACCAAUGUCAUGGCCAACAAAUACUACUCACUCCGGUCUUACGACCACUUUUGCUUCUUUAACCACAUCGCCGCUUCAACGAAGCGAAUGGACGACUUCGCGUUCUUCGUCUUCUUCACGUUCAAAAGUUGGAAGCGCUUGCUCUUCGCCGACGGUCCGCGUCAGUCUAUCAACGCGUUGACCUUGUACGCGUUCUACCUCUCCAAGGAGGAUGACGGUCCGUUCUGGCAGGUCAGCAAGUACUUCGACGGCGACUACAUCACCUCUGCCCUCACGGUGUCGACGGCCUUCACCGUCUUCGUCUUUGCCCUCUCCCUGCUCAUGCUCAUCAUCGCCGGUAUCUGCUACAUUCCCCUACUUUGCCACAUUCAAGGUAACCUCAAGGAAUACUGCUGCCACAAAGUCGACAAGCGUAUCACGGAGAUUAUCAAGCGCAGGAACAAGCAGCGUCUUGCCAAGGCUGCCGCCCUCGCGAAGAAGGAAGCCGCUGGCGACUACUCGCAUCUCAAGAACAAGAAGGGCGAGCUCAUUGCCAAGCCUCUUCCCCAGCCUACCCUCCCGAACGUCUCCAUCGACGACGACCGCGACGACGUCGCCUCCGUCCGCACUCGUGGUCCUCCGGCUAGUACGAUCGGAGGACAGAGCGAUUUCUACUAUGCGGACUACAAGGCACCCGUCGACUAUGGCGUGGAGUACCCCCCACUCGACUAUCCCCCUAUGCCUGCGUAUGCUCAGCAGUCAGGCUACCACCAGUACAACGGCUCGGUCGGCACGCUGCCCGACUCCCCGCAGAUGCCAUACGACGACGAUCACGCAAGCCAGGUCCACCUCUCGUCCGCCGCGGCGCCGUUCGGCCAGACGGACGACCACUCGUCGAUGCAGCACAGCGCGUAUGGCGGCUACGAGUCGUACGACCGCCGCUCACCGAGCGCUGCACCCGACUACCGUUCCCAGAGUACUGCGCCCGACUACCGCUCCCAGAGCACUGCUCCAGAUUACCGCUCGGGCGCGGGGAGCGUCGCUCCCGACUAUCGCUCUGGCAGCGUAGCGCCGGACUACAGAUCGGGGAGCGUCGCCCCGGAUUACAGGUCGCAGAGUACCGCACCCGACUAUAGGUCGGCGAGCACCGCGCCGUACGGGCAGCAACAGCAGCAGUACCAGGGCCAGGAGUACCCGAACCCGUACUCGCCUGGCCCGCACCAGAUGUUCCAGCCCACACAGCAUGGAGGGUACCACCCGCAGCAGCAACAGCAGCAGGAUCGGCAGAGUGGAGGCAGCGACGGCUAUGACACCUACAGUGCCGGACACGUUCAACAUGCUAUGUAG